CCCUCGUGCCCUCCUCCCCUCCCUUCGCCCGGUAGGAAGGCUGCUCGCUGGCUCCGUGCAGGCGCAGUGCGUGCAGUCCGAUCCGCUCAGCUGGCUUCCUCUCCGCUCUGAGUGGACUCGAUUCCCCGCCACGUAAGAAGCACAGCGGUGUCACGGGGGUGAGGAUGUCCUGCUAAAUCAAGGGAUUGGCCUGGGAAAUUCGCCGGCCGUCCCUUCAUUCCUUCAAGCAGGAGACCCACCGAGAAAGACGGAACAUUUCUCACCCGUUGGACGAACGGAGACUCGCUGAAAAGAACCAACCAGCAGCAGUGACUCUUUCCGGAUGGGGGUUUCUCCUUUGCGGUCGAUGAUUUUCACCGUGCACGGAUGCGAAUCUGGAGAACAAGGCCGUGCAGUGAACCUGGUGGUACUCGUUAGCCGAACAAGCUAACUAGUUAGCUUUGUGUGUGUGUGUGUGUGUGUGUGUGUGUUUUUUGGCUAGCUUUCAUUUGUUCGACAAAAUAUCAAAGCAACUCUAAUUAGUCCACAUGUUCUUUAUUAUAGCCAUGUUCAGAUAGUACAUUUCCUCUGUUUUUUGGAGCCAAAGCUAACAUAUUGUUUCCGUUUUACGAAACGUGUCAGAACCGGCGAGAUAAGCUAGCAGACGAGCGGUCUUCAUUCAUUUUGAAGGCUAACUUUUUGUAGCCUUUGUUGCAGCUUUGUCUCUUGCUCGUUCGUGACAUUGCAGCACAUUGCUGGGAAUAUUAGUCUCAAUUUGCAUUUUUUUUUGAGAUUCAACUAAAUUUUUUAUUUUAUUUUUUAAAAAUUAUUAUUUUUAUAAUUUGUAGAUUAAGAGAAGUGAAUGAAUUGUAGUGAAAAUGCAGUUUUUGUUGUUGAAUGAAAUCGAAGGGUCUGUUUGAGUAUAAGUGUUUUUUUGUUUGUUUUGUUUUUUAUAUUUAAUUCAAACGGACCGGUUGAAAAAUCGUGAAUUAUUGCUAACGACCCCCCUCCGUGCCCCCCUCCUCGUUGUACGGAAAAGCCCCCCCCCGGAAUUCGCGGCUCCAUCACACGCAGUUCCUCAUGAACAUACAGAGGUCAAAUCCUAUCAAUAUUUCACGCUAUGGGAGGUCGCGACACAAAUCCCACGAUUUCGACAAGUUGACCUGCUUGAGGACCACUGAGUCUCACCAGAGCUUCAGCCCCAACCUCGGGUCCCCCAGCCCGCCGGAGACCCCGGCCUCGUCGCACUGCAUCUCCCGCAUCGGGGACUACCUUUUGUUGGAGCCGCUGGAGGGGGACCACGUUUUCAGGGCCGCCCACCUGCACAGCGGGGACGAGCUGGUGUGUAAGGUUUUCGACAUCGGCCGGUACCAAGAGUCCCUGGCGGCCUACUUCGCCCUGGGCCAGCAUCAGCACAUAAACCAAAUCCUGGAGAUCUUGCUCGGGGAGACGCGAGCGUACGUCUUCUUUGAGCGGAGCCAUGGCGACAUGCACUCUUUUGUGCGCACCUGCAAGAAGCUACGGGAGGACGAGGCUGCCAGGCUCUUCUAUCAGAUAGCCUCCGCCGUGGCGCACUGCCACGACAACGGACUGGUGCUCCGCGACCUCAAACUGAGGAAGUUCGUCUUCAAAAACGAAGACAGGAGCCUGGUAAAGCUGGAAAGCCUGGAGGACACUUAUAUCCUGGUUGGUCACGACGACUCCCUGUCAGACAAACAUGGCUGCCCGGCGUACGUCAGCCCGGAGAUCCUCAACGCCAACGGCAGCUAUUCAGGGAAAGCGGCCGACGUGUGGAGCCUGGGUGUCAUGCUCUACACCAUCCUGGUGGGGCGCUACCCCUUCCACGAUGUGGAGCCGGGCUCCCUGUUCAGCAAAAUCCGCAGGGGCCACUUCAACGUCCCCGAGACGCUGUCGCCAAAGGCCAAAUGCUUGAUCCGCUCCGUUCUGCGCCGGGACCCGGCGGAGCGCCUGACCUCGCGGGAGAUUCUGGAGCACCCCUGGUUUGCCUCGGUGGGGCUGCUGGGGGGCGCUCCGGUGCACAGUAGAGGGGAGAGGGAGCACGAGCAGGUUGUGCCCGAGGUGAACAUGGAGGAGGAGCUGGAGCAGUUCUUCAGCUGAGCAAGCACAACGGCCGGCUCGCCGCGGUCGCCAGUAGUUUAGAGAUCUAUAGGUGAAGUUGUCGAUCAUCCUAGAAGGUGUUUCCAUCCCGUCUCCUCUUCCAGCAUUUCAUGGGAAACCAGACGCUCGGCAUGACAAAUGGCAUCUGGACACCACCCGGCGACGCACGCCCCACGCCAGGACGCGGCCGCCACACAUGCAAGUUGCAAAUAAUGUAGCAAAUGUUCAUUUUUUUCCUUUUUUUUUUUUGGGAUGUGUUUGUUUUACUGUGGUGCUCAUAAAGUGAACACAUUCACCGUGUUUUUUUUUUUUUUUUGACACUAUGGAAAGCAUGAAGGGACAGCAAGGAUUUGACAAAGCACCGCACUUCUGUUCCCAAACGACCAGCCCUGACGGCGGCGGGGAGGGAGGAGGAGGAUGGCCUUUUCCACAUCCUUUUAUCAUUUACCCACAAUGCCUCUGUGUUGGGACGAUUGUUUUCCUGUUAGCAUUACUCUGACGUUGUCACUAACCUCCUCAGUGGCCUUGUUUUCUGUUACGGCUCUAAGAGUUGACCGUUUACUCCUUUUUGUUUUUUCUGCAUUAAAACCGUUUUCUUAAAUAAUAUUCCCAACAUCACAUAAAGCACUUAGGCUUUUUGUUCAUGUCGCCUGUUCAAGUUUAGCUUCCUCUUAUUUAAAAGCAUUUUCCUUAACAAAAAUGUAACAUUUAUUUAAAGUGUAAUGGCUAUAUAAGAAUAUAUGAGUAUAAAUAUAUAUUUAAAGCUAAAUUUCAGGUUUUUUUUUGGUUUUGUAAUCCAGAGAUUCCUUUUUCAUGUAUAAUGUAGGCAAUAUCUGACUGACACAGGACAGAACGGAGGGAAAACGCCGUCUGUCUGACGUUUGAGACGAUGAAAUGGUCUGUGCCAGUAUUCCUCCCAGCCUCCAUCACCUCUUUCCAAAAACGUGAUCUCUUUAGUAGGAAUGACAGCUUCCCGUCACGGCCUCCUGCCGGUUUAGGUUCUGUAAAACAAUCAUGCUCGGAUUGGGUACCAGUGGUUUGUUGUGUCUCUGUUACUUGAAAACCCUUUUAUUUUUAUUAUUUUGUGGCAUGUGCCCCGUGACCUUCCUGUCGUGGGUUUGGGGGGUAAGGAGGAUACUUUUUCCUUUUUUUUUUUAAAAGAAAAGCCAAAAUAAGCAAAAAAAAAUUAGUUUUUUUUUUUUUUUAGUUGCUUUACAAUAAAAACGCCUUUCAUUGUUUUUGUAGAUCUUUUCAUUUCAGUUGGUGCUAAUGUUUAGUCCUUUUUUUGGAGGGGUUGGUGCAUGGUGGGAUAUCUGCCUCACAUGUUCUGAUUGUAUUGUAACAGAUUCUGGUGUUUUGUCCAAAUUUAUUCAGUAAAUAAAUUGUGAACUGAUGA
Oryzias latipes (Japanese medaka) is the source of this 3493-nucleotide messenger RNA. It is a transcript of the gene trib2, whose product is annotated as tribbles pseudokinase 2. Gene Ontology annotation, cellular component: nucleus. Lineage: Eukaryota; Metazoa; Chordata; Actinopteri; Beloniformes; Adrianichthyidae. The record is from RefSeq and is a predicted model, not a curated record. Gene Ontology annotation, biological process: regulation of MAP kinase activity; protein phosphorylation; positive regulation of proteasomal ubiquitin-dependent protein catabolic process. Gene Ontology annotation, molecular function: protein kinase activity; mitogen-activated protein kinase kinase binding; ATP binding.